GAUUCUGACAGAAGUUACCAAUAGGUGAGGGCUUGAUUUGGAGAGGCGGGUUUUCGGGUACGUCGAGUCUGUCUAUGCUUUGCCUACAUCGGUGGUAUUGGAAGACGCUUGGCUUCUAGACAAUCUGGUCUUUACUGAUUUCAUCGUCCAAACGAGUAUCGUCUUUGAUGCUGUAUAUCAUCGAACGACAGAUGGCUACCCGAAGAAGCACGUUUGGCGUUCUCGGUUGUCUUUCUGUGGGAGAGAUUUUGCCGAGAACUGGCACUGGUUCUGUCGCUGAGAAUGAGGGAACAAACAUGUCGGAGUACUCGAUACCCUAUGUCAUGGGCGGAUGUAUUGAAGCUUUCACCAUAGCGUUCAUGAUCUACGGAGUUACUAUGUCGCAGGCGAAUUUCUAUAUGCAGCGUUGCGAUCGGGAUCCCAGUUGGAUGAAGUGGCUAGCAGUUCUCGCCAUUGUUAACCCUAGCAGUCUUGGUGUCAUAGACUGGGGUGUACCAGUGUCUAUAGUACUAGACCUGAUAAUCGAGACCGCCACUGAAGGAUUCUAUAUUCAUCGCCUGUGGACAUACAGCAAGAAUAUAUAUCUCACUGCUGGGGUGCUUGUCCUUCUAGCGUCACGUAUUGCUGGGCUCAUAUAUGAAACGAUUGGAACUGAAGUACCUACGUGGGCAAUCUUUGAAAGUCGAAAUUCUCUCCGGGCCGUCUUCAUAUUUACGAUGUCCGCCAGUAUUCUGCUGGAUGGAAUUUUGGCCGCAGGCAUGGUGUAUUAUCUUCGCCGCGGUCGUAAAGAGGCCCAAAUCAAGAGAACGCGGGAUAUUGUAAGAUGGCUGAUGGUCUACGCUGUCAAUACGGGCGGAACUCUUGUGGCCAUGACCAUUGUUGUCCUAGUAACGUAUCUCGCCGUCCCUGGAAGCCUGAUGUUCGCUGGUAUGUUCAAUAUUUUGACCAAACUCUACGCAAAUUCUCUCUUUGGAGCGUUAAAUUCAAAACAUAACCUUCGCGAGAAGAUGAAAAAUCCGGUCAUUCUAGGCAGCGGAGAGUUUGAAAGCGCCGCCUCAGAUUCAUAUAGAAUGCGAGAGCUUCGAGUCAGGGUCGCGACAGAGACGUCGAAGGCGUUCGAUCAACUGGAGCCAAUGGGAGCGGACGAGGCGGACGAGGCACCAUCGCGAAUACAUCAAAACGAUAAGACAGUUUCUGUUGCGUAGUCUGCCAAGCAGUCGCACACAUUGGAGUAACUAUUAUUUUGUGUAUAUAUUCAGACCUCGACGUAUAUCAGUAGUAGGGCAAUCCUCGAGAGCAUUUAUGUAAUGUCAGUUGUGAGCAUGUUAGCUUGCAGGAAUCAACAUACCUUUCUCAG
Somion occarium is the source of this 1357-nucleotide messenger RNA. The record is from the annotation of a GenBank genome assembly. Lineage: Eukaryota; Fungi; Basidiomycota; Agaricomycetes; Polyporales; Cerrenaceae.